Molecule: messenger RNA, 1086 nt
Organism: Helianthus annuus (common sunflower)
Lineage: Eukaryota; Viridiplantae; Streptophyta; Magnoliopsida; Asterales; Asteraceae
Exons: 1
Coding region: 1-1086 (361 amino acids)
Source: RefSeq, a predicted model, not a curated record
AUGGUAGAUAAUCAUUUGCAUGUUUGUGCGAUUAUGGAGACGCAUGUGGACUCUUCGAAAGUGUAUGAGGUUUGUCAAAAGGUUUGUCGUUCUUGGAGCUGGGCUUCUAACACGGUUCUUUGCAGUAAGGGUACUAGAAUUCGGGUAGGAUGGGAUGCUAAUGUUGUGGAUGUGAUGAUUCUCGCUCAAACGGAUCAAGUUGUUCAUACGCAGGUGUUGUUUAAAUUAGAUCAUAAAUCUAUAUUUGUUUCGUUUGUGUACGCGGACAAUUAUUAUAAGAAACGAAGGGAUUUGUGGCAGAAUUUAGUUAUGCAUCGGUCGUUUAUGAGGAAUAAACCUUGGGUGAUGAUGGGUGAUUUUAACUCACAUCUUUCUUAUGAGGAUUCGAGUGUCGGAUCUUCUACGUUCCAUAUAGGAAAUAGAGAAUUCAAGGAAUGUGUUAAUGAGAUAGAGAUGUUCGACGUUAAUAGUUCGGGGCUGCAUUUUACUUGGUCGAAUAAGCAUAAGGAUAGUGGCAUUAUAUUCAGGAAACUUGAUCGGGUCAUGUGCAACAUUCACUGUCUAGAUGUUUUCCCAAAUGCUGCUGCGUAUUUCCACCCUUAUAGGGUUUCGGACCAUGCUCCGUGUAUCCUAAAGUUACCGGAAGUUUCGAGAGAAAAGCCAAAACCCUUUAAGUUUGUUAACUUAGUGGCUGAUAAACGUGGGUUCUUGGAGGAGGUGAAGCGAAUUUGGAGUACGUGUAUUGAUGGGCACCACAUGUUUCAGGUUGUUCGGAAGUUGAAGUUGCUUAAAGCUCCGCUUCGAAAAAUUCUUUAUCAACAAGGCAAUUUGCACCAGAAUGUUAUUAAUAUACGUAAGCAAUUGGAUGAGUGCCAGGUUAGCAUGGAUGGAGACCCGUUAAAUGGAGAUCUUAUUAGUGAGCAUGGCCGAUUACUUCAGCUUUAUAAAGAUGCGGUGCGUGAUGAAGGAAUGUUUUUGAAACAAAAAUCCAAGGUAGACUGGCUUGAGGUUGGGGAUUCGAAUACUAGAUACUUUCAUAACGUUGUUAAAACGAAAAAACCAUCGAAGCCGGAUUUUUUCUAUUAG